Podospora anserina S mat+ is the source of this 582-nucleotide messenger RNA. RefSeq lists its product as uncharacterized. Gene Ontology annotation, cellular component: mitochondrial outer membrane. The transcript has 2 exons. The record is from RefSeq and is a predicted model, not a curated record. Lineage: Eukaryota; Fungi; Ascomycota; Sordariomycetes; Sordariales; Podosporaceae. Bases 1 to 582 code for a protein of 193 amino acids.
AUGACCACUUACAUACCCCAACUCACCCUCCCCGAGUCCAUCUUCUCCUCUUUCCCAGCCUCCAUCCUCCUCCCCAUAACCCUAGGCUCAGCAGUAGGAUGGUCAACAAGGCUGCCCCGAACCUACCUCUCCCUCAACCAACCCCCCCUCCGCCCACCCCCCCAAGUCUUCGGCCCAGUCUGGACCCUCCUCUACGGCCUAAUGGGCUACGCCUCCCACCGCGCCUACAGCAUCGGCACCUCCCCCCUCAACCUCCCGGGCAUAAUCUCGGCCGCCCGCCAAGGCACCACCCUCUACACGAUCCAGCUCGGCCUCAACCUCCUCUGGAUGCCUCUCUUCUUCGGCUGGAACCGUCCCAUCCUCGCCACCGCCGAUGUGCUUGCUCUGGUGGGAGUGAAUGGGUAUCUGGCCUGGUUAUGGGGGACAAAGGUUGAUGCGACGGCGGGGUGGUUGCUGGUGCCGUAUGUGGCUUGGUUGAGCUUUGCUACUUAUUUGAGCGCGGGGACGGGGUACUUGAACAAUUGGGAUUUGAGCGGGGCGUAUGAGAAGGCGGAUGGGGAGACGAAGAAGAAGAGGUCUUAG